AUCAUAGACCAAAAUUAUAAAAUAAAAACAAAGGGUAACACAAACUCUAUGACAAUCCCUGAUAUACAUGAAGAUAUAAUCAAAACACACAUAUUAACCAAACUUGAUGGCCAAACACUUGUUUCAGCCGGAUGUGUGUCAUCAAACCUACACACUUUUUGUAGCGACGAAAAACUUUGGUCAAAAAUUUGCCAUUCCAAUUGGCCGUCAACUGACCACCAAAUAGUCACUAAAGCCGUCUCAAAUUUCACCGCGGGCCACCGUUCUUUCUUCUCAGACACCUUUCCAUCACCCACAAGCCACCUCACAUCCACCGUGACGACAUCACCUACGACCCCACAAAUAAUUUCUUCAGUAGAUAUUAAAUAUGACAAUAAACUUAUUUUUUCAAAAGUUGAGGUUACAAAUACAAAAUUUAGCGACUGGUUUGAAACGUCGCCGUUUCUUAUUGAUCUUUUAGAACCAAAAGAGAUUGUCCCAUGUGGUGUUGAGGUUUUUGGGAAUGAUAAGUUGGAGAGUAUUGAAAAACAUGUUACUUUGAGUUGGAUCAUGAUUGACCCGACCCGAAACCGGGCGGUUAAUGUGUCUAGUGGAAAGCCAGUUUUGGUACAAAGAAAUUGGUUGACUAAUGAUAUAGAGUUGACUUUUUCAAAGGUGAUUUUACAUGAAAAUCAGCACGUGAGUUGUAAUAUACAAGUCACGUGUGGGGUGAAUGGAGGAAAUGGGGAGUUACACAUAAGUGGGGUUAGUUUCAUGGUUUUGGAUAUUGAUGGGAAGUGUUUGAGUGGGAAGGAUAGUAUGGUCAUUUUACAAGGGCUUAUGGUGGUGUCGAGGCGGAUUAGCGGAGGAGAGGAGGAGAGGGUAAGAUAUGAUGAGUUUAUUAAAAUGAGGAAAGAAAGAAAUGUGAAGAAGGAAAAGAAAGAGAGGUGGCUUGAUUUGGCUUGUGUUACUAGUGGUGUGGCCAUGUUCAUGGCAUUUUGGUCAUUUGCUCUAUGUUGAUAAAGAUUAAAGUUUCAUUAGGAAAAAGAUUUUGGAGAUAUAUUGUUAAGGAGGCACAUUAUUAGAUACCAUUCUUUUAUUGAAUUCAUUAUUUUUUGGUGAUAUGAAAUUGCGAGUAAUUAUAGAUGAGAAAGAAGAUGCGUGCUAGGUUAUUUCGUUAUUAUUGUUGUGGUAUUCUUAUAUUUAUUUACCAGGUAUUUUACCCCGCGCGUUACGCAAUUAAAAAGAUUAUUUUAUGCA
Messenger RNA from Erigeron canadensis, 1239 nucleotides. Its product is annotated as F-box protein At2g27310-like. NCBI's taxonomy places the organism in Eukaryota, Viridiplantae, Streptophyta, Magnoliopsida, Asterales, Asteraceae. The record is from RefSeq and is a predicted model, not a curated record. The coding region runs from base 49 to 999 and encodes 316 amino acids. The transcript has a single exon. Gene Ontology annotation, molecular function: protein binding.